AUGGACACAAGUACUUGUAAUGUACUGCAGUCCAGCGCUCGAGAGGGCCCGUGCGCCCCAGGAGCCGCCUUUGAGGCUGCCAACGCCGCAAAAAUCCUGGCCAACCUUCUGGUGGCUGGAGGCACGGUGCUCUUCCGUGCAGCCUCGCAGGCCUAUCGGCAGGCAAUCAUCAACGGCACCAAGGCGGGGGUGGCGGCGGAGGGCGCCAACGCGGCGCGGGCGGCGGGCAGCAAGCAGCUGACGUUGCAGGAGGCAGAAAUGAUUCUGGGCAUCGAGUCGGGGGCCACGUGGCAGGAGAUCAUGAAGAAGUACGACCAUCUGUUCCAGGCCAACGAGAAGAGCGGCUCCUUCUACCUGCAGUCCAAGGUCUACAGGGCCAAGGAGCGGCUGGAGCAGGAGUUCCAGGAAAAGGGGCUGCCCACAGACUACCCCGAAGGCCAGCAGCAGCAGCAGCAGUCGGGCGGCGGCGGCAGCCAGUGA
This is a messenger RNA of Chlorella variabilis, 480 nucleotides long. RefSeq lists its product as hypothetical. The coding region runs from base 1 to 480 and encodes 159 amino acids. The transcript has 5 exons. Gene Ontology annotation, cellular component: TIM23 mitochondrial import inner membrane translocase complex. The record is from RefSeq and is a predicted model, not a curated record. Lineage: Eukaryota; Viridiplantae; Chlorophyta; Trebouxiophyceae; Chlorellales; Chlorellaceae. Gene Ontology annotation, biological process: protein import into mitochondrial matrix.